AUGAGGCGAAGACAAAGACAAAUAAAAAUUAAAAUAAACACCCAAAGACACACGCAGCUGCUGCUGCUGUUGCUGCUGCUGCUGCUGCUGCUGGCGACGCAUGGCUCUGCUAUUCUCUCAACUCACCAGCAGCAGCCAAAGCAAUUCAGCUGCGUUGGACGCGUAGCAGCAGCAGCAGCAGCAGCAGAAGGAGCAGCAACAGAAGCAGAUCAGCAGCAGCAGCAGCACCGUCACCAGCAGCAGCAGCAACAGCAGUAUCAGAAGCAGCAGCAGCAGCACGACCAACAGCAGCAGCAGCAGGAGCAGCAGCAGCAGCACGAUCAACAGCAGCAGCAGCAGCAGCAGCAGCAGCAGCAGCAGCAGCAGCAGCAGCAGCAGCAGCAGCAGAUGAUGCCUCCAAGCGAGUGCCCAACGAAGGAGAGUUUUUCCAGCCCCGUGCUGCCGUAG
Molecule: messenger RNA, 447 nt
Organism: Eimeria mitis
Lineage: Eukaryota; Apicomplexa; Conoidasida; Eucoccidiorida; Eimeriidae
Exons: 3
Coding region: 1-447 (148 amino acids)
Source: RefSeq, a predicted model, not a curated record